GAGCGGGCGGCGAGAGUCCGGCGCGUUGGGAGCGGGCCGCGCGGCACCAUGUCGGCCAAGGUGCGGCUCAAGAAGCUGGAGCAGCUGCUCCUGGACGGGCCGUGGCGCAACGAGAGCGCCCUGAGCGUGGAGACGCUGCUCGACGUGCUCGUCUGCCUGUACACCGAGUGCAGCCACUCGGCCCUGCGGCGCGACAAGUAUGUGGCCGAGUUCCUCGAGUGGGCUAAACCAUUUACGCAGCUGGUGAAGGAGAUGCAGCUUCAUCGAGAAGACUUCGAAAUCAUUAAAGUGAUCGGAAGAGGGGCUUUCGGAGAGGUCGCCGUUGUCAGGAUGAAGAGCACUGAGCGAAUCUACGCCAUGAAAAUCCUCAACAAGUGGGAGAUGCUGAAACGGGCGGAGACGGCCUGUUUCCGAGAAGAACGGGACGUGCUGGUGAACGGGGACUGCCAGUGGAUCACGACGCUGCACUAUGCCUUCCAGGACGAGAAUUACCUGUACUUGGUCAUGGACUACUAUGUGGGUGGUGAUUUGCUGACCCUGCUCAGUAAAUUUGAAGACAAGCUUCCGGAAGAUAUGGCAAGAUUCUACAUUGGUGAAAUGGUGUUGGCCAUCGACUCCAUCCAUCAGCUGCACUACGUGCACAGAGACAUCAAACCUGACAAUGUCCUUUUGGACGUGAAUGGUCAUAUCCGCCUGGCUGACUUUGGAUCAUGCUUGAAGAUGAAUGACGAUGGAACUGUCCAGUCCUCUGUGGCCGUGGGCACUCCUGACUACAUCUCGCCCGAGAUCCUGCAGGCGAUGGAGGACGGCAUGGGCAAGUACGGCCCCGAGUGUGACUGGUGGUCGCUGGGCGUCUGCAUGUACGAGAUGCUGUACGGAGAAACGCCCUUCUACGCAGAGUCGCUCGUGGAGACCUAUGGAAAGAUCAUGAACCACGAGGAGCGAUUUCAGUUUCCAUCCCACGUCACCGACGUGUCUGAAGAAGCCAAAGACCUCAUUCAGAGACUCAUCUGCAGCAGGGAGCGCCGGCUGGGCCAGAAUGGGAUAGAGGACUUCAAGAAGCACGCGUUCUUUGAAGGUCUGAAUUGGGAGAACAUACGGAACCUGGAGGCCCCUUAUAUUCCUGACGUGAGCAGUCCUUCUGACACUUCCAACUUCGACGUGGAUGAUGACGUGCUGAGAAACAUCGAAAUACUGCCUCCGGGUUCUCACACGGGCUUCUCUGGGCUGCACUUGCCCUUCAUCGGUUUUACGUUCACAACGGAAAGCUGUUUCUCUGACCGCGGCUCUCUGAAGAGCAUCAUGCAGUCCAGCACCCUGACCAGAGACGAGGGCGUACAGCGGGACCUAGAGAACAGCCUGCAGGUGGAGGCCUAUGAGCGGCGCAUUCGGAGGCUGGAGCAGGAGAAGCUGGAGCUGAGCAGGAAGCUGCAAGAGUCCACGCAGACGGUGCAGUCCCUGCACGGCUCCACGCGGGCGCUGGGCGGCUCGGCGCGGGAGAAGGAAAUCAAAAAGCUCAACGAAGAGAUCGAGCGUCUGAAGAGUAAAAUAGCAGAUUCAAACAGGCUCGAGCGACAGCUGGAGGACACGGUGACCCUUCGCCAAGAGCAUGAGGACUCCACGCAUCGGCUGAAAGGCCUGGAAAAGCAGUACCGUGUGGUGCGGCAGGAGAAGGAGGAUUUUCACAAGCAAUUGGUGGAGGCUUCGGAGCGAUUGAAAUCCCAGGCCAGAGAACUCAAAGACGCCCACCAGCAGCGAAAGCUGGCCUUGCAGGAGUUCUCGGAGCUCAACGAGCGCAUGGCCGAGCUCCGCUCCCAGAAGCAGAAGGUGUCCCGGCAGCUCCGAGACAAAGAGGAGGAGGUGGAGGCGGCCAUGCAGAAGAUGGACUCCAUGCGGCAGGAGAUGCGCAAGUCCGAGAAGCUCAGGAAGGAGCUGGAAGCGCGGCUGGAGGACGCGGUUGCCGAGGCCUCCAGGGAGCGCAAGCUCCGUGAGCACAGCGAGAACUUCUCCAAGCAAGUGGAGAGUGAGCUCGAGGCCCUCAAGAUGAAGCAAGGAGGCCGGGGACCAGGUGCCACCUUAGAACACCAGCAGGAGAUUUCCAAAAUCAAAUCUGAGCUCGAGAAGAAAGUCCUGUUUUAUGAAGAGGAGUUGGUCAGGCGUGAGGCCUCCCAUGUGCUGGAGGUCAAAAACGUGAAGAAGGAGGUGCACGAUUCGGAGAGCCACCAGCUGGCCCUGCAGAAGGAAGUUCUCGUGUUAAAAGACAAAUUGGAGAAGUCCAAGCGAGAGCGGCACACAGAAAUGGAGGAGGCGGUAGGCACAGUAAGAGAUAAGUACGAGCGCGAGAGAGCCUUGCUGCUGGAGGAGAACAAGAAGCUCACGGCUGAGAACGAGAGGCUUUGUUCCUUUGUGGAUAAACUCACAGCGCAAAAUAGACAGCUAGAGGACGAGCUGCGGGAUCUGGCGGCCAAGAAGGAGUCGGUGGCCCACUGGGAAGCCCAGAUUGCAGAGAUCAUACAGUGGGUCAGCGAUGAGAAAGAUGCCCGAGGUUAUCUUCAGGCUCUUGCCUCCAAGAUGACCGAAGAGCUCGAGGCCCUGAGGAGCUCCAGUCUGGGGUCCAGAGCACUGGAUCCCCUUUGGAAAGUCCGCCGGAGUCAGAAGCUGGACAUGUCGGCGCGGCUGGAGCUGCAGUCCGCCCUCGAGGCAGAGAUCCGGGCCAAGCAGCUGGUUCAGGAGGAGUUGAGGAAAGUCAAAGACACGAAUCUGUCCUUUGAAAGUAAACUAAAGGAUUCCGAAGCCAAAAAUAGAGAAUUAUUAGAAGAAAUGGAAAUUCUGAAGAAAAAGAUGGAAGAAAAAUUUAGAGCAGAUACUGGACUCAAACUUCCAGAUUUUCAGGAUUCCAUUUUUGAGUAUUUCAACACUGCGCCUCUUGCACACGAUCUGACAUUUAGAAGCGGCUCAGCUGGGGAGCAAGAGACACAGGCUCCAAAGGCAGAGGUGUCCCCAUCGGUUUCCGCGGCCGCAAGCACAGAACAGCAGGAAGACAUGGCUCGGGCCACACAGAGGCCACCCGCUGUGCCGCUGCCCACCACGCAGCCCCUCGCGCUGGCCGGACCAAAGCCAAAAGCUCACCAGUUCAGCAUCAAGUCCUUCUCCAGCCCCACACAGUGCAGCCACUGCACGUCCCUGAUGGUGGGCCUGAUCCGGCAGGGCUACGCCUGCGAGGUGUGCUCGUUCGCGUGCCACGUAUCCUGCAGAGAGAGCGCACCCCAGGUGUGCCCCAUCCCUCCUGAGCAGUCCAAGCGGCCUCUGGGCGUGGAUGUGCAGAGGGGCAUAGGAACAGCCUACAAGGGCUAUGUUAAGGUCCCGAAGCCCACUGGGGUGAAGAAAGGAUGGCAGCGGGCUUACGCAGUGGUCUGUGACUGCAAGCUCUUUCUCUACGACCUGCCCGAGGGAAAGUCCACCCAGCCUGGCGUUGUCGCCAGCCAGGUCCUGGACCUCAGAGAUGAGGAGUUCUCGGUGAGCUCGGUCCUGGCCUCAGACGUCAUACACGCUUCCCGCCGAGAUAUCCCGUGUAUAUUCAGGGUGACAGCUUCUCUUUUAGGGACACCUUCUAAGACCAGCUCACUGCUCAUUCUGACAGAAAAUGAGAACGAGAAGAGGAAGUGGGUUGGGAUUCUGGAAGGACUGCAGUCCAUCCUCCACAAGAACCGCUUGAAGAACCAGGUCGUGCACGUCCCGCAGGAGGCCUACGACAGCACGCUGCCUCUCAUCAAGGCUGUCCUGAGCGCCGCCGUCAUUGAUGGGGACAGGAUCGUGGUCGGCCUAGAAGAAGGGCUGUACGUCAUAGAGGUGACCCGCGAUGUGAUCGUCCGUGUUGCUGACUACAAGAAAGUCUACCAGAUCGAGCUUGCUCCCAAAGAGAAAGUUGCCGUCCUCCUCUGCGGCCGGAACCACCACGUCCAUCUCUGUCCGUGGUCUGCUUUCGAUGGGGCAGAAAGCAGCGCCGACGUCAAGCUUCCAGAAACAAAAGGCUGCCAGCUCAUCGCAACCGCGACGCUGAGGAAGAGCUCCUCCACCUGCCUGUUUGCGGCUGUGAAGCGCCUGGUCCUUUGCUAUGAGGUCCAGAGAACUAGGCCUUUCCACAGGAAGGUCAAUGAAAUCGUGGCCCCCGGCACUGUGCAGUGGAUGGCCGCGCUCAAGGACAAGCUGUGUGUGGGCUACCCGUCUGGGUUCUCUCUGCUGAGCCCCCAGGGGGACGGGCAGGCUCUAACCCUGGUAAAUCCCAAUGACCCCUCGCUUACAUUCCUCUCACAGCAGUCUUUUGAUGCCCUUUGUGCUGUGGAGCUCAAAAGCGAGGAGUACCUGCUUUGCUUCAGCCACAUGGGACUGUACGUGGACCCACAAGGUCGGAGGUCACGCAUGCAGGAGCUCAUGUGGCCUGCGGCGCCUGUUGCCUGUAGUUGCAGCCCCUCUCACGUCACGGUGUACAGCGAGUACGGCGUGGACGUGUUCGACGUGCGCACCAUGGAGUGGGUCCAGACCAUCGGCCUGCGGAGGAUACGGCCGCUGAGCUCCGACGGCUCCCUCAACCUCCUCAGCUGCGAGCCCCCCCGCCUGAUCUACUUCAAGAGCAAGUUCGCGGGAACGGCCCUCAACGUGCCCGACACGUCUGAUAACAGCAAGAAGCAGAUGCUCCGGACCAGGAGCAAGAGGCGCUUCGUCUUCAAGGUGCCGGAGGAGGAGCGGCUGCAGCAGCGGCGAGAGAUGCUUAGAGACCCAGAGUUGAGAUCCAAAAUGAUAUCCAACCCCACCAACUUCAACCACGUGGCCCACAUGGGCCCCGGUGACGGCAUGCAGGUGCUCAUGGACUUGCCUCUGAGCGCCGUACCCCCCUCCCAGGAGGAAAGGCCUGGCCCUGCUCCCCCCAACCUGUCUCGGCAGCCUCCACCCAGGAACAAGCCCUACAUCUCAUGGCCCUCAUCAGGGGGGUUGGAGCCUGGAGUGGCUGUGCCUCUUAGGAGUAUGUCCGAUCCUGACCAGGACUUUGACAAAGAGCCUGACUCCGACUCGACCAAACACUCGACUCCAUCGAACAGCUCCAACCCCAGCGGCCCCCCAAGCCCCAACUCCCCGCACAGGAGCCAGCUCCCCCUCGAAGGCCUGGAGCAGCCAGCCUACGAUGCCUGAAGCCACCGGCCUCGCCACCACGGGGCCGGGGAGCUGGGGUGGGUGGCCUCCGGUGCCAGUGCCAAGACUGAGCUGACCCUCCAGUGUUGUCCAAGGAAACGUAGACUCAAUAUGUAGAUAUGGAGAUAAAGAAAAAUCUUUAUUAUAAUAAUGAUCAGUUUUCUGCCACAUGGUUGGUGGUGGUGGGCCCGACCCACUGACCCGCACCACGGUGGGACAGCACCAUUCCGUUUGCACAGGAAGGACCAGCACCUCGCCUCCCCCGCCCGGAACCAGCUGUGGAUGCCGGCCUCCCGAGGGGUGAGCCCGCAGGCCCCGUGCAGCCUCUGUGACGAGCCUGUUCCCUGCUCCCUAGGACCUUAGAGAAUCGUAGGAAAUUGUGUUUCAGUCCCCGUGUCCCUAGAAUCUUGAAGACGGGAAAGCGGAGGUUAGUCGGUGGCCUUCGUCUUCGCUUAGCCAUUACAGUCAGCUGCAGACCUUCUGCCGACCGUGUAGCCAUGGCCAGAGGCCCCCGGAGCCACCCCUGCCCUGGGCUGUGUGUGUGUGUGUGUGUGUGUGUGUGUGUCCGUGUGUCCAUCCACUCCUGGUCACAGCCGUCAAGUGUCACCUGUCUCACUACUGUGAAGUCCCUGCGCUCGCACGGCUGCUGCCUCACCAUGAAGGUGGGCGUGGCGAGCUGCCACUGGGCAAGAGGAGGCCAGCGCCCCCGGAGCCCUGCUGCGGGCGCCGGACACCCCCCCGCCGCCCCGCCCCUGCAUGGAGCCCUGUGGUUAGUGCCCGUAUGCAUCACAUAGACUCGCCCAACACUCCUGCACAUUGGCUCUGCCCGUGGAUUUACUCUCCCCCUUCCUUGCUGCUGUGUUGAGUAAUCAGGUCUGUGCCCUGUCCUGUGAAAGGCUUAUUAACCGGCCGGCCGGCGGCGCUGGUCUCCGGCCCAGGACGGGCUCUGCCCUGCGCUCCCGCUGGUCCGCGUUCUGGCGACGCUGUGGAAGACGUGCACUUCCCUUGAGUCGGCACUGAGUGAUGUGGGCACCACGGCCUGCCUGUGCGUGUCGCACACCCAGCGCCUGCUGUCCGCUGCCCCCUGGGCCUUCUGCUGGGGCUGGCACCUGCUGGGGGUUCUGGUUUUUACUUUUUUAAUGUAAGUCUGAGUCUUUGUAAUUAUUGAAUCGUGAGAACAUUUUUGAACAAUUUAGCUGCCAAUAAAGCAGAAGACAGCAGUUUUG
Molecule: messenger RNA, 6413 nt
Organism: Enhydra lutris kenyoni (northern sea otter)
Lineage: Eukaryota; Metazoa; Chordata; Mammalia; Carnivora; Mustelidae
Product: CDC42 binding protein kinase beta
Exons: 37
Coding region: 49-5187 (1712 amino acids)
Biological process (GO): actomyosin structure organization; peptidyl-threonine phosphorylation
Cellular component (GO): cytoplasm; actomyosin; cytoskeleton
Molecular function (GO): protein serine/threonine kinase activity; ATP binding
Source: RefSeq, a predicted model, not a curated record